UGUGUCCAGGGUACAUAGAAGCCCAAGACAUACACUGUUCACAGGACAGAAAUAUACAAAGAUUUAUCUAAGUGAACUUUUCCACCAUUUUCGUUCCUUCUCCGGAGUAAACCACCGUUCCAUCAUCAUGCGUGAAUGUAUCUCGGUUCAUAUCGGCCAGGCCGGAGUCCAGAUCGGGAAUGCCUGCUGGGAGCUCUAUUGCUUGGAGCACGGUAUCCAGCCCGAUGGUCGGAUGCCCACCGAAAAAGUCUCCAACGCUGUGGAUGACUCCUUCUCUACAUUCUUCUCCGACACUGGCGCCGGCCACCUCGUUCCGCGAGCCGUGUUCGUCGAUCUGGAGCCCACUGUCGUCGAUGAGGUCAGGACUGGUCACUACCGUCAGCUUUACCAUCCGGAGCAGCUGAUCUCCGGAAAGGAAGAUGCAGCUAACAACUACGCGCGAGGACACUACACGAUCGGCAAAGAAAUCGUCGAUUUGGUUCUGGAUCGCAUUCGAAAACUGGCCGAUCAGUGUACCGGUCUCCAAGGUUUCCUCAUCUUCCACUCAUUCGGGGGUGGAACCGGAUCCGGCUUCACGUCUCUUCUCAUGGAACGCCUUUCGGUGGACUACGGAAAGAAAUCCAAACUCGAGUUCUCCAUCUAUCCCGCUCCACAGGUCGCCACUGCCGUUGUCGAACCGUACAACUCGAUUCUCACCACCCACACAACUCUGGAACAUUCGGACUGCGCUUUCAUGGUCGACAAUGAGGCCAUAUACGACAUCUGCCGCCGUAACCUUGACAUCGAACGACCGUCGUAUUCGAACCUUAAUCGUCUGAUUUCGCAAAUCGUCUCCUCAAUCACCGCCUCACUCCGAUUCGACGGAGCUCUCAACGUCGAUCUCACCGAGUUCCAGACCAAUUUGGUGCCUUACCCCAGGAUACACUUCCCCCUGGUGACCUACGCGCCCGUCGUGUCGUCGGAGAAAGCCUAUCACGAACAGCACACUGUCGCGGAAAUUACGAACGCGUGCUUCGAGCCUGCCAAUCAAAUGGUGAAAUGUGACCCACGUCACGGGAAGUACAUGGCGUGCUGCAUGCUCUACCGUGGAGACGUCGUGCCCAAGGACGUGAAUGCCGCGAUUGCAGCAAUCAAGACUAAGCGGACUAUUCAAUUUGUCGAUUGGUGUCCCACAGGAUUCAAGGUUGGAAUCAACUACCAGCCGCCGACUGCCGUGCCAGGAGGAGAUUUGGCUAAAGUUCCUCGUGCCGUGUGCAUGUUGUCGAACACAACGGCCAUCGCCGAAGCCUGGGCCCGUCUCGACCACAAGUUCGAUCUUAUGUACGCCAAGAGAGCCUUCGUACACUGGUAUGUCGGAGAAGGAAUGGAGGAGGGAGAAUUCUCCGAGGCUCGCGAGGAUAUGGCUGCUCUCGAGAAGGAUUACGAGGAAGUCGGUAUGGACUCUAACGAUCAAGGCGACGGCGGGGAUGAAUAUUAAUUCUUGAUCAAUAUUCGUAUGCGCCAUGGCGUACCCGAGUCGCGCGAUCUUCCGUCCCCUCCUCCAUCAGGAUCAAUGGAGGGAGAUACCGACCAAGCUUUGAGCAUCUGUUUCUGUAAUAAAUUUCCCAUUGCUAAUAAAUGCGAAGAAAAAGAACG
Molecule: messenger RNA, 1635 nt
Organism: Galendromus occidentalis (western predatory mite)
Lineage: Eukaryota; Metazoa; Arthropoda; Arachnida; Mesostigmata; Phytoseiidae
Product: tubulin alpha-1C chain
Exons: 7
Coding region: 128-1477 (449 amino acids)
Biological process (GO): microtubule-based process
Cellular component (GO): microtubule
Molecular function (GO): GTP binding; structural constituent of cytoskeleton
Source: RefSeq, a predicted model, not a curated record